This is a messenger RNA of Oppia nitens, 330 nucleotides long. RefSeq lists its product as uncharacterized. Lineage: Eukaryota; Metazoa; Arthropoda; Arachnida; Sarcoptiformes; Oppiidae. The record is from RefSeq and is a predicted model, not a curated record. The transcript is spliced from 2 exons. Bases 1 to 330 code for a protein of 109 amino acids.
AUGUCCUAUGUAUUAGUAUCUACCGAUGACUUUCAUCGUGGACCGACCCGACUGUCCAGUAUUGACCCAUACCUUCACGAAAAACUGCCGCUAACUAUCAUCAAGGAUACCAUCUUUUAUCAGGGCGAAUCCCAAUACGACCCGCACGGCCGCUACUGGAAGUUUCGUGUAGAGGACGCACCCGUACGGGUGCUCAACAAACUGUUGGACAUUGGCUACAAAAUCAAGACCGGAAGCUGUCUAUCAAAUGGCCGCAACUAUGACAACCAUUCGGGUCACGCCUGGACUCUAUACAAGCGGGACAUCAAAGAGUUAGACAAAAGCUACUAA